AAUUUGCAAAGGGAGGUAGUCGUUAUGUCUGGAGAGGAUUCAUUAAUUGAGAUUCGCCGCACCGAAUGGACGAAGCUAAGGGCUCUAUAUGCCCACAGGGAUACCGAUCCUCAGGGUUAUCCUUGCCUUAAUAAUUUCAUCAGUUGGGUGGAAUAUGAACCCAGUAUAGAAGCAAAAAUCUUAUCUCUAAAUGGCAACUGGGAAGACGACGGAACCUUUUUAUUAACUUUGGAUUUGGAUGUCGGCAUCAAGCAUCUGUAUUUCAACACACUCUCUGAUAAUUUGGACCGUGUGACAAGAGCUAUUGAGUGCCUGAAAAACAUAGAGAAUGAGUAUACAUUCUUCGGAUUUUGUUCACGUCUGAAACCAGUGGUUGAAACAAUUUCCAAAAAAUAUUACACCAAGGAGCUUCAUAUUGUGGAUACUAUUUGGUAUCAGGUCAGCAAAGAUCUGAUAGAUACUUUUAAAAUUGAAGCCCCUACUGGAAUUACUUUAUCAAACUUAAAAAUAGAAGAUGCCGAAACUAUCAAUGAAAUAUGGCCUCAUCGAAGCGAUAAAUCGGUUAACUUUGUGCGACAUCUUAUAAAAUUAAAUGUUAAUGUUGGAGCUUAUGAUGAUAAUGGAAAAUUAGUUGCGUGGUGUUUAAGAUUACCCAUUGGCUCCUUGGGCUUACUGCAAGUUCUUGAUACCCACAAACGUCUGGGUCUGGGAAGCUUACUAGUAAAAUCUAUGGCCAUUAAAAUUUCCGCCUUGGGGGAUCAAGUUUUGGCUCCAGUGGUUACCAAAAAUAUUCCUUCCCGGACUAUGUUUGAAAAGAUUGGUUUCCGCGCCAUCGAUACAAUCUAUUGGGCUGAUUAAAAAAAGACA
Messenger RNA from Drosophila bipectinata, 867 nucleotides. RefSeq lists its product as uncharacterized. Lineage: Eukaryota; Metazoa; Arthropoda; Insecta; Diptera; Drosophilidae. The record is from RefSeq and is a predicted model, not a curated record. Gene Ontology annotation, molecular function: acyltransferase activity, transferring groups other than amino-acyl groups.